AUGGCAGCGACCAAAGUACGAGGGUUGGUGGCUGCGCUGAACUCAACGGGGCGGUUCGAGUACAAGAGUCCAGAUGCAGUGGUGGACUUCCUGGUCGUAGGCGGAGGUGUUGUAGGCUUGGCGGUUGCCCAGCGACUAUCUGAGCGUUUCCCGACGAAAUCAACAUACCUAGUUGAGAGACACCCGCAUGCUGGCGAAGAGACAAGCUCUCGCAACUCAGAAGUUGUACACGCUGGACUGUACUAUCCUCCAGAGUCGCUCAAGACGCAGCUAUGUUUGCGAGGCAGGCACCUCAUGUACGAGCGCUGCGACAAAUAUAAUAUUCCCUACCGAAAGACUGGCAAACUCGUAGUUGCACACGAGCACCAGCGCGCGUACGUCGAGAGCCUCUUCGCAAAGGCCAGACAAUUACCAUGGCCGAAGCACUCGCCGUCUCAUGAUGGUGAAGACCAAGUCCUUCCCGUCUCGCUUAUAAGCGGCGCGCAAGCACGCGAACUUGAGCCAGACCUUUCACCGGACAUAACUGCUGCGUUGUGGAGUCCAGAGACAGGCAUUGUCGACUCUCAUUCUUUCAUGGAAAGCCUAGAAAAGGAUAUAUCAGAAUCAGAAGGAGGCGAGCUGGUAUUUUCCACUCGAGUCGUUCGUGUAGACCCGUACAAGAGCGAAGAGUCUUCCGGGCUGAGCCCAGAAGAGGGCUGGGUAGUUCAAACUGUCACCGAGAAUGCCGAGCAAGGGGAUUCUUUGCUCGCCCGCACCUUGAUCAACGCGUCUGGUCUCUCUGCCAAUCUCAUUCCAAAUUCCUUGCUGCCCGAGGCAUCACGCAUACCCAUGUUCUUCGCCAGGGGCUCAUACGCAGCUUACAGCGGACCAGGCAUAUCUCGAAUUAAUCGGCUCAUAUACCCAUGCCCUGAAACCGGUCCGAACAAGCACGCAUUCCAAUCGCUCGGAACGCAUCUGACCCUUGACCUGCAAGGCAAAUUGCGCUUUGGGCCAGACCUGGAGUGGAUAUCACCGCCCUCCGACGCAUCAGAAUACGAUUUUAAUGAGGAGAAUGCGGACUUUUGGCGGAAUCAUCUCACACCCAGCGAUUCCAGGCUGGAAGAGAUGUACAGAGCGGUAACUGAAUAUCUUCCAGGGGUAUCAUUUGAUGGAUUCAGACCUGACUAUGUUGGAGUCCGUCCCAAGUUGGUGCUAUCUGGCUUCCAGGACUUUGCUAUUCGGAAGGACUAUGCUGAUGGAAGUGGGAGAGGACUUAUGGUUAGCUUGAUGGGCAUUGAGAGUCCCGGCCUGACGUCUAGCCUUGCUAUCGCUGAACACAUCGUAGAUGAUGUCAUUGAGCCAGAACAUAUCUCACAGUAGAAGGUAGUGAUAUAUAUAGUCACUUGGCUCCAUAACAAGUGGUCUAUGGACGCGCCUCGCCUCGCGUUAUAACCUUCGGCUCCCAAGCUUCAAUCUUGGGCUUCACCGUGUUAUACGACCGAUAGGCACCUCUCGUACCCGUCA
This is a messenger RNA of Suillus clintonianus, 1503 nucleotides long. Its product is annotated as pyridine nucleotide disulfide oxidoreductase-like protein. The record is from RefSeq and is a predicted model, not a curated record. The transcript has 5 exons. Gene Ontology annotation, molecular function: (S)-2-hydroxyglutarate dehydrogenase activity; (S)-2-hydroxy-acid oxidase activity. Bases 1 to 1359 code for a protein of 452 amino acids. Gene Ontology annotation, cellular component: mitochondrion. NCBI's taxonomy places the organism in Eukaryota, Fungi, Basidiomycota, Agaricomycetes, Boletales, Suillaceae.